AUGGAAAUGGUCAGAUAUAUAAGACGCAGGAACGGCCAGAAAUUGAAGCUGUACAUUACCAAAGGGGCACCCUUUAUACUUGCCUCUGGCGGUGUAAUGAGGAAGUGGGAUGAGCGCCGCAUGAGAACAAACAGUACUGUCACCCGGCCCUCAGAACCCUCCAAACCGUCUCAGUCCUUCUGGUCUCAAUUUGGGCCCACAAGAACCAACUCCGGCGUCACCAUCCAAAACAACUGUGAAAGACACUUCAACCGCAAAGGAACCGCCAACCGUCACGGCUCCAAGUUCUGUCUCGGGCUCUACCUGUACCACCCACCCAGCCUCCUCCACCGUUCCAACUCCUGUUUCAGACCCAGUUUACACCACUCGCAAACCAGCAUCUGUCACCGUUCGAAGUCCUGCCUCGGACCCUGUUUACACCACCCACAGCUCCUGCAUUCACGCUGCGACUGCUCAACCCCCAAUUGA
Molecule: messenger RNA, 468 nt
Organism: Huiozyma naganishii CBS 8797
Lineage: Eukaryota; Fungi; Ascomycota; Saccharomycetes; Saccharomycetales; Saccharomycetaceae
Exons: 1
Coding region: 1-468 (155 amino acids)
Source: RefSeq, a predicted model, not a curated record